Laetiporus sulphureus 93-53 is the source of this 765-nucleotide messenger RNA. RefSeq names its product supernatant protein factor C-terminal domain-containing protein. The transcript is spliced from 6 exons. The record is from RefSeq and is a predicted model, not a curated record. Gene Ontology annotation, biological process: Golgi organization; protein retention in ER lumen; intracellular protein transport. The coding region runs from base 60 to 662 and encodes 200 amino acids. Gene Ontology annotation, cellular component: endoplasmic reticulum; endoplasmic reticulum-Golgi intermediate compartment; Golgi apparatus. NCBI's taxonomy places the organism in Eukaryota, Fungi, Basidiomycota, Agaricomycetes, Polyporales, Laetiporaceae.
UUACGCUGGUGUACACGUCCUGCCACGACUGCUGCUAGGCACGCCAGCCAUCCACAAACAUGACACGGCAAUAUACCCUCUUCGCACUAUGUAUAUCGUUAUGUGUGCUGCUUCCUGCUGUCGCGACAGCGCAUAUGAUCGAGGUACCGGCAGGAAAGAAGGAGUGUUUCUUCGAGGACCUCCAUGUCAAUGACAAAAUGACAGUGACUUACCAAGUUGGUGGUGGAGGCCACCUUGAUGUUGACUUUUGGUUGCAAGAUCCUGACCAUGUGUCGCUCGCGGACCACAAGAAGCAGAGCACAGGGACUGUCUCCAUAACAGCGAAGAAGGAUGGCCGCUACCAAUACUGUUUCUCGAACAUGAUGAGCACCGUCGUCGACAAACUCAUCAGCUUCAACGUUCACGGUGUGAUCUAUGUUGAUGAUGAUGAGACCGUGGCACCCAUCGAGCGCGAAAUUCGCGCAUUGGCGAAUGGCCUGACCGCUGUGAAGGACGAGCAGGAGUACAUUGUCGUCCGGGAACGAAAACAUCGGGACACGGCCGAGUCGACAAACGCUCGAGUGAAGUGGUGGUCAAUAUUCCAAGCGGCCGUCCUUUUUUCGGUGGUGGCAUGGCAGGUGUAUUACUUGAAGUCCUUUUUCGAAGUAAAACGCGCUUUCUAAUAUGUAACGAUACGUCGGACACUUCGGGUCCUUCCUGCCCUGCACUAUUGAGCUGGCUCGUGUUGCGCGGGCUCGAAAUAAUCCUUCAUGCCAUUCAUGGAUU